UUUAAAUAAACAAGAAAUAGUCUAUGUUCCUGCGGGAACUUCAUAAUUUUCCAAGGAUACAGCUUUGACUUAUUGGGACAAAGAUUAAUUAAACUUAAGAGUACUUGAGAAGAAACGUUCUCGACAAGCUAAAUAUUUGGCAAACUAUAUAACAGGCUAACAACACGUAUUCCACUUCUACACAAAAUCAAACUCCAAAAAUUAGAAUGAAGAUGAUCAAAAUCAAUUGUCUAUCACCAUUUUCUCGGAAUGAAGUGUUUUCUAAUGAAGAACUCUUGAUACAGAUCUUGCUUCAUCUUCCAGUAAAAUCACUGGUCCGAUGCAAAUGCGUAUCCAAAAAAUGGAGUUCUCUAAUCACUAGGCCCGAAUUCACCCGCCUCAGAGUCCCCAGUUUCAACCCUGCCCGUGGCCUCUUUUUGCACUGCUCGUCUUUCUUGAUUAACCCUUUUCAUGAAUUUGUAUCCUUCACCCCCCGGGAACCAAUUUCAGCACCGUUCCACAAGCUCACUUUUGUAGACGACCCUUCUGGAAUUAGAAUUCUGCAAUCUUGCAAUGGACUUUUGCUAUGUUGCAGCUUUCGCGCUUAUGAACCUAACAUAAACUACUAUAUAUACAACCCAACGACCCAACAAUUCAUCGUACUUCCGAAAUCAGGAGGGAAAAGGCAAAUUUCCAAGGCUGUUCUAGGGAUGAAACUAGCGUUUGAUCCAAGGAAAUCGCCUAAUUACAAAGUGAAUUGCAUCCGAAUGUCUGAUGAAUUGUUUCUUAAUCAGCACUAUCAGAUUGAGAUUUAUUCAUCUGAAACUAAGAAAUGGAAACUCUCGGGUCCACCUUUUCUUGCUCGUUACGAUAUAGGAUUUAUGUAUAGUGGAGUUUAUUGGAAUGGUGCCAUUUAUUGGCCAUGUGGUGACAACUCGUUACGCUUUGUUGUGGAACGAGAAAAGCUUGAAAAUUUCCCCAUGCCUUGCAUUGGUCGUAGUUGGGAUGAUGAUGAGGAGAGCAGAGUUGCUUAUUACGGAGAGUCUUGUGGAUAUUUGCAUCUAGUCCAAGUGUAUAGCCGUCAGAAGCUCACGUUCUACAACAUUUACGAGAUGAAAAGCGAUGGUACAGAAUGGUUUUUGAAAUACGAAGUGAAUGUUGAAGACGUUGUCAAUGCUUUUCCUCAUAUGAUUCGCCAAUAUCUUGACCCAACAGAUUGGCAUUACUUAGCAAUGGUUGUGCUUUGUGUUGUUAGAGGGGAGAAAGAGGAGGAUGCCUUCAUGGUUUUGCACAUUCCCAAAAUGGUCAUACGCUAUAACUUGAGGGACUACACAUUUUACAAGCUAUGUGAAUUUGGAAAUACAAGUACUCAGGAUGACAAUUGUCAAUUUGAGGAGGAAGAUGAGGAUUAUGAGGCUUCAGUAACCCUUGUAUCCCUCGAAUUUGAUAGGUCAAGUGUUUUCCAAUAUAUUGAAUCUUUAUUUUCUCUGUGAUUCUAGUGUACUUUAAGAGGAAAUCUAGUUUGAAUUACAACCGAAA
Messenger RNA from Lycium ferocissimum, 1518 nucleotides. Its product is annotated as F-box protein At5g07610-like. Gene Ontology annotation, molecular function: protein binding. The record is from RefSeq and is a predicted model, not a curated record. The transcript has a single exon. NCBI's taxonomy places the organism in Eukaryota, Viridiplantae, Streptophyta, Magnoliopsida, Solanales, Solanaceae. Bases 207 to 1472 code for a protein of 421 amino acids.